GACUGGUUGACGCAUCUUAUUUCAUAUUGUUGUGUUAUGUAAUAUGAAAGAUAACUAUGAUCGUAUGAUCUAUCUCUUAUUUUAUUUCGAUCUUUCAAAUUAAAUUUGUGUAAGUUGUAUUUAAAUAUAUGAUACAGAAACGGAAGGUAACUGUCAAAUACCAUCAGCAAUCUCAAGUGUUGAGUGUUAGCUAUUAUAUGUUCAGUGUAAGGAUUAAAUUCCCUUAUAAUCACACAAUGCAUGAUUUCCUCAUGAAAAUCAGCUGAUUUUACAUAAUAUAUAUUUUAUAUACAGAAAAUACUAUGUGAACCAUGGCAUUAAACAUAUUUAUAAAAAAUUCUAAAAAUAUGGUAAGAAGGAAUGCUGCUUAUUUUGGUUUUUUUUCGAAGAAAGUGGAUUAUAAGAAAUGCUUCCAAAUUCUUGGAAUUGAUGAAACGAGUGAUCAAGAACAAAUCAGGUCUGCUUACCUCAGUCUUGUUAAAAGAUAUCAUCCAGAUAGUGGCACUGAUGAAGCCAGUGCCAAGAAAUUCCAAGAGAUUGAUUGUGCUUUUCGAAAUCUAAUGAACAAAAAAUCAAGGGAUCGAAUGGAUGCAGAAGAAGGAGUUAUUAUUGAUCACCCAGAUAUAAAGCACACUGCCCCACAACAUCGACAGUAUUUGAGCUAUGAUGGAGUAGGAUCUGGAAAUCAUUUUCAGAGACAAAAACAAUACUACAAAGUUCGAGCAAUGAAAGCUGCUGAAAAUGUGUAUGAUCAUCGUAUAUCCAAAGCAGUGGCAGAUGAAAAGUCACUGUUUGAUAAAAAUAAAAUUUAUGAGAGUUGGGAAAAAGUCCCAUUGAAUCACAAAAUCAAAACAAAGCAUGGAUUUGACCGCUUAGUUGAAGAUCUAAUUCAGGAGUCGAUAUCAAAGGGUGAAUUCAAUAACUUGAAGAAUAGUGGCAAACCACUUCCAUCACACCAAAACAGAAACCCAUAUGUCGACUUCGUAACUCAUAAAAUAAAUGAGGUACUUAUUGAAAACGGAUUCACACCAGAAUGGAUAUCCCUUCAGAAAGAAAUCAAAGAAAUGGCCAGCCAGCUUCGACAGGAUCUUUUGACAGAGCGUAAACAUUUUGGACCGUAUCCUCUAAGUGUCGAGGAGAAUAUUGCUUGGAGUGAAAAAGUUUACCAGUAUAAAAAUAUAACAAAAGAAAUAAAUAAAAAAAUUGCAAAAUUUAAUUUAGUUGUUCCAGUAAUUAAUAAACAGAUGUUGAAUGUGUGCCUUGAAAAUGAAGCACAAAAAGUUGUGGUUAAUGGGAAAAGCUGUGAGGACAUUUUAAGUUUUAAUAGUGAUUCUUCAAAAAAUUCACAAGCUACAGAUAAAGAUAAUAGUAACACAGUUAAUAUUUUUGGUAUAAUAUAUUAUUUUCUCAAAGGAAAAUAAAAUGUGAUAUCUUUUGAUAAUAUAUGCUGGAUUUCCAAAUUUAACAAGUCAAUAAAUUGAUUAAUACCAGCGAUGUCUUCAGAAUCAUUUAUUGUAACAACUACACAUUUUACAUUACAUUUCAUUUUUCAUCAACUUCCAUCCAGCACAUAAUAUUGAAGAAGACACAUUCAGUUAUGUUUUAUUGGUAGCUAAAACUGAAGGAUUUCAGAUACCAAUGUAUAUAUAAUUGCUCAUUUUCUUAUAUUUUCAACUUGAUCAUGUUUGUUUUCUUAAAAUUUAUAUGUUCUCCUUAUUCACAUCAUACUUUCUCAUUUCAUAGUCCUUAGAGAUAUGUAAUAUUGGACUUGGUACAGCUAAUUACUAUUUACUGAAAAUAUACAAGUAAUUAGUAA
Leptinotarsa decemlineata (Colorado potato beetle) is the source of this 1816-nucleotide messenger RNA. Its product is annotated as dnaJ homolog subfamily C member 28. The record is from RefSeq and is a predicted model, not a curated record. NCBI's taxonomy places the organism in Eukaryota, Metazoa, Arthropoda, Insecta, Coleoptera, Chrysomelidae.